Pungitius pungitius (ninespine stickleback) is the source of this 2013-nucleotide messenger RNA. It is a transcript of the gene nmnat1, whose product is annotated as nicotinamide nucleotide adenylyltransferase 1. Gene Ontology annotation, biological process: NAD+ biosynthetic process. The record is from RefSeq and is a predicted model, not a curated record. The transcript has 5 exons. NCBI's taxonomy places the organism in Eukaryota, Metazoa, Chordata, Actinopteri, Perciformes, Gasterosteidae. Gene Ontology annotation, molecular function: nicotinamide-nucleotide adenylyltransferase activity; nicotinate-nucleotide adenylyltransferase activity. Bases 327 to 1151 code for a protein of 274 amino acids. Gene Ontology annotation, cellular component: nucleus.
UCUGCAGUAGUUUGUCGUCUCAGCGCAAUGCAGAUUUUCAAUAUCUAUCUUCCUCUGUGGUAGAAAUCACUUCCUCGGUUGUCUGAGCGCAGCUUUGAUUCGUCUGCUUGCGCAUCCUGUAGCAACCGGUACGCUUGCGUUGCCUGUUUAGCGAGAAAGCUAACUCUGCCAACGUGUUUUGAAUGGAGGGCUAUUGAAGCUAGCUAGCUUCACCAAAACGCUUUAAGUUAACUUCAGUGGCUACUUCCGUUUUUAACUUGUGUAACUCCUACCACAAAGUUAUUCACUUGCGGGUAAAGCGGGUGCUCCCCCUCGGAGAAUGAGACAUGGACGGUCAGAAAAUAACCACAGUGGUCCUGCUGGCCUGCGGGUCCUUCAACCCCGUGACUAACAUGCACCUGAGGAUGUUUGAAUUGGCUCGAGACCAUCUGGAGGACACAGGCCUGUACAGGGUGGUGAAAGGCAUCAUCUCUCCGGUGGGCGAUGCUUAUAAGAAGAAGGGUUUGAUCGAGGCCUGCCAUCGUCUGGAGAUGGCCCGAUUGUCCACAGAGAACUCUGACUGGAUCACAGUUGAUUCGUGGGAAAGCUUGCAGCCGGAGUGGGUGGAGACAGCCAAAGUCGUUCGGCAUCACUACGACCAACUGCAGGCAGCAGAGCAGACCAACGAUGACGUGGACACGGUCAAGUAUGCAAAGAAGAGACGUAUAGAGAAAAACAGUUUUGAGGAGUCAUCGAAUCGCACAAGGAGAGACGGCCCUCAGCUGAUGUUGCUGUGUGGGGCUGAUGUCCUCGAGUCCUUUGGAGUACCAAACCUGUGGAAGCAGGACGAUAUUGCGGCGAUCGUGGGCCGCUACGGUUUGGUUUGCAUCACCCGCAGUGGAAGUGACCCCUACAAAUUCAUUCAUGAAUCCGACACGCUGUGGAAGUAUCGCAAGAACAUCCACGUGGUCCGCGAAUGGGUGUCCAACAACAUCUCCGCCACGCACGUACGCCAGUCGCUUCGGCGCGGUCGGAGCGUCAGGUACCUGCUGCCAGACGCCGUGGUUCGCUACAUACGAGAGCAGGAGCUCUACACCGCCGAGAGCGAGCAGAAAAACGCAGACGUGAUUCUAGCCCCACUUCAGAGAUACUCGGGUGCCUCCUCAAGCUGAUGCAAAAACAGAGAUGUUUGUUUCACAGUGAGAGCUUCCACCAGUGCCUUCUGCAAACAACAGUUGUUUCUAGACAUGGGGGGGGGGGGGGGGGGUAAGGAGAUAAAUCUACCACCUUUCUGAGCAAAGUGAACUGCCUGGGAAGUCAUCUAAAUGUCAUUGCUACUGGAUAAAUGAUCUGGUGUCUUUUGCUAAAUAAAAUAACUCAUGGAAUACUUUACCACUGUUUACAGAUUUUUACAAUACAAUAAUUGAUUGACCAAUGAAACAUUACCCAAAAGACUAGCAGAACGGAUGAAAAUGUUGAUUUAUUCAAAAAUUGACAAAUAUAGUACAUAAAGGCAGCAUAGUGCAGAAAAAAAGCAUGAAUUGCUAUUUUUUUUAAAUGCCAAUGCACAUCUUCGAUAACUGGCUUCUCCUCACUGUUUUCUUUUUAUGGUGCGAGAUUCAAGCCAUCAGGUUGGACUGUUUAUUGCUAAAUGGUCCGUGAGUGGGGCAUUUUGAAUGGCAGUGUUUUGAAAAGGAUAGCAGGUGACUUCACGUCUGAUUCCUGUGUCUUAUGUAGAGAACUGUGUGCAAAUGUGCCAUGUUGAAUGAAAGUAAUUGUGUCACAUCACUGUGUUGGAUUGAAAAAAAAAUCCUGGAGUCCUGAAAACGAAGGUGGGAUUAGCCAUUUCUGGAACUAAAAUAAACAACACCUCAUCCCACAUCGGGAGCUUUUUAUUGCUGUUCUGAGAAACUACUACUAUGCUCAGUAAAGGAAGUGCUACCUUUUAAAAUGCUGUUUGUCUGCUGGGCGUUACUUAUCUUUCAGCUAAUCAACACUGAUGGAGUAUGAUAAAAAUAAAGACAUUAACUGACA